GCGCGUGUUGACAGCGGCGGCGGCAGAGCCGGGCGGACGGCGGGAGUCGGCGCCUGUGGUUCCUGCCCCUGGUCCCGAGGCGGUGGCGGACCGGCGUCCCGGGAUGGCCUUCAUGGAGAAGCCGCCGGCCGGCAAGGUGCUGCUGGACGACACGGUGCCGCUGACAGCAGCCAUCGAGGCGAGCCAGAGCCUGCAGUCCCACACGGAAUAUAUCAUUCGGGUGCAAAGAGGAAUUUCUGUAGAAAACAGCUGGCAGGUUGUUAGGAGAUACAGCGACUUUGAUUUGCUGAACAACAGCUUGCAGAUUGCAGGCCUAUGUCUACCUCUUCCUCCCAAAAAAUUGAUUGGUAACAUGGAUCGUGAAUUCAUAGCCGAGAGACAGAAAGGUCUUCAGAACUAUCUCAACGUUAUCACCACAAAUCAUAUCUUGUCUAAUUGUGAGCUGGUUAAGAAGUUUUUAGAUCCAAACAACUAUUCUGCAAACUACACUGAGAUCGCCUUACAACAGGUUUCCAUGUUCUUCAGAUCAGAACCCAAGUGGGAGGUGGUAGAACCAUUGAAAGACAUAGGUUGGAGGAUAAGGAAGAAAUACUUCUUGAUGAAGAUUAAAAAUCAGCCAAAGGAACGGCUAGUAUUAAGCUGGGCUGACCUUGGCCCUGACAAGUAUCUGCCAGAUAAAGAUUUUCAGUGUCUAAUCAAACUCCUGCCUUCCUGUUCGCACCCUUAUAUCUAUCGGGUUACCUUUGCCACAGCUAAUGAAUCCUCAGCAUUGCUUAUUAGGAUGUUUAAUGAAAAAGGAACUUUGAAGGACCUGAUCUACAAGUCAAAACCAAAAGACCCAUUCUUAAAGAAGUACUGCAACCCUAAGAAGAUCCAGGGCCUUGAACUCCAGCAAAUAAAAACAUACGGGCGGCAAAUACUAGAGGUACUAAAGUUUCUACACGACAAAGGAUUCCCUUAUGGGCAUCUUCACGCCUCUAAUGUGAUGCUAGAUGGGGACACUUGCCGGCUGCUAGACCUUGAGAAUUCCUUAUUGGGCCUUCCUUCCUUCUACCGAUCUUAUUUCUCACAAUUCAGGAAAAUCAAUACGUUGGAAAGUGUGGACGUCCACUGCUUUGGCCACUUACUGUAUGAAAUGACCUAUGGACGACCUCCAGACUCGGUGCCUGUAGACUCUUUCCCUCCUGCCCCGUCUAUGGCUGUGGUGGCCGUGUUGGAGUCUACGCUGUCUUGUGAAGCCUGUAAAAAUGGCAUGCCUACCGUCUCCCGGCUCUUACAGAUGCCAUUAUUCAGUGAUGUUUCACUAACCACUUCUGAAAAGCCACAGUUUAAGAUCCCCACAAAGUUAAAAGAAGCAUUGAGAAUUGCCAAAGAAUGUAUAGAAAAGAGACUAACUGAAGAACAGAAACAGAUUCACCAGCAUCGAAGACUGACAAGAGCUCAGUCUCACCAUGGAUCUGAAGAAGAAAGAAAAAAGAGAAAGAUUUUAGCUCGAAAGAAGUCAAAACGAUCUGCUGUUGAAAAUAAUGAGGAACAUCCAGCAAAAUAUAACAACUCCUAUAAUUCAGCAGGAUCUGGGGCCAGCUCACCUCUCACAUCCCCGUCAUCGCCAACUCCACCCUCUACAGCAGGGAUUUCCACGUUACCUCCACCUCCUCCACCUCCGCCUCCACCACCAGCAGCUCCCUUGCCUCCUUCGAGCACAGAGGUGCCCACACAGCUCCAGCCUCAGGCUGUGAAUGGCGUGAGCCGGGGGGCCUUACUCAGCUCCAUCCAGAAUUUCCAAAAAGGAACUUUGAGGAAAGCUGAAACCUGUGAUCAUAGUGCUCCUAAGAUUGGCUAAAGCUUCAUGUUUACACUUGGAGGGAGUUUUUUUUUUUUUUGUUUUCUAUUUUCCUGCCCACCUCCAACCACUGAAGGACUCUCCUGUAUGAGUUAAUUGCUGAGCCAGUAGAGAUACAUACUAUUUUGCAGAUGCUCAUGUAAAGGGCUUUUCAGGAGGGAAAUAUUCUUCAAGUAGAUUAAAAUCAGGCUGGCAUUGCUGCCUGAAGGAAUAGUUUGCUGCUUUAUUACUAUUUUAAAGGAGUCAUUCAUCCCCUAAUGGGCAUCUUUUGGAGGAAGCAGCAUAUCAGAAUCAAAUAUUUCUACCAGUUGAAGGAAAUGGACAAAAACAAUGACAAUAUACAGUCACAGCAGCGAAUGGCCUGUGUUGCAACCCUUCCUAUCCCAUCAGACAACUAGAAACAUUCCUCUCCUAGUUUAUUUCUCUAAGGCACUUUCUGGUUAUUUCUUAGAUUCUAACUUACAUUUUUGCUACCUUAAUUUCAUCUUAGACAUUAACACUGUAGCCCAAAGCAUAGUUACAUCGCUGAGUCAGAGAAGCAACUGAGUUCUUCAUUUUCCUCUCAUAGAAUACUGUUGUGGUUAUAGAACUCAGGGCUGCUAAAGCAACUACUCUGGACUCCUAUAGUUCCUGAUAGUUAGAAUGUAUUGAACAAAAAAAUGUUAACAUCAGAAAAUGCUCUUGCCAAUUACAGGAUCUUAUUACUCCUCAGCAAUUAAGUUUGUGGUUUGUGGGGAAUUAUUGUUACAACACAAGCGAGUUUGGCAUUUAUAGAAUUCUGAUUUUUGAAAGAUUUAUUCAAAUACAUCAUCUUUAAAUGUUACUCAUUUAUUAGAAAGAUCCCUUAUCCUAUGAUUUGCUUAAAUCCUUAAAUAAAUUGCACUUUAAAGGAUUAUAAGUAAUCCAUUUAAAAAUUCAGAUAUACACGUCAGUGUUGGUUACUAUGCAGAGAAAAUGUCCUUGUCUCUAGUUUCAUGUAAUCUGUGAUAAAUAUGUUCAGCUGUAUUUUUUAUUAAAAUAAACCAUGUCAAGAAAAUAGA
Messenger RNA from Pteronotus mesoamericanus, 2883 nucleotides. RefSeq names its product PX domain containing serine/threonine kinase like (gene PXK). Bases 104 to 1843 code for a protein of 579 amino acids. The record is from RefSeq and is a predicted model, not a curated record. Lineage: Eukaryota; Metazoa; Chordata; Mammalia; Chiroptera; Mormoopidae. Gene Ontology annotation, biological process: negative regulation of monoatomic ion transport; protein phosphorylation; negative regulation of ATP-dependent activity. Gene Ontology annotation, cellular component: plasma membrane. The transcript is spliced from 18 exons. Gene Ontology annotation, molecular function: phosphatidylinositol binding; ATP binding; protein kinase activity.